AUGAAUGUUCUCUAUUGGAAUGUUCGCGGUAUUGGUAAUUCCGAUACUCGGCUUGCUUUAAAAAAUUUAUUUUUGUCGCAUAAACCAACUAUUAUUUUUGUGGCGGAACCAAUGGUUAGCUUUGCUCAAAUUCCUUCUUGGUAUUGGCCUUCGAUAGGAGUUACAAAAUAUUGCAUAAAUGACAGAGGUACUUCUAUUCCUAAUUUGUGGGCACUUUGGGGUAAUGAUGUGAUUGCAACUGUUAUUUUUGUUUCUGUCCAAUGUAUAGCUUUGGAGAUUUCUUGCUUUAAUUCAACUGUUUAUUUGGCUGCCAUUUAUGCACAUAAUUAUUAUGUUAAACGGCGUGAACUUUGGGCUGAUCUUACUAACCUCCAAGGAUGUUUCCAAGGUCCGUGGCUUUUUGUGGGUGAUUUUAAUUGUAUUUUAGGUGCUCACGAAAAACAGGGCAGGCACCCUCCGCCACCUUUGUCUUGUGAAGAUUUCUUAAACUGGACGAAUUCAAAUGUUUUAAAUCAUCUUCCUACUUUGGGAUCUUUUUUCACUUGGUCUAAUGGUCGUUUCGGCAUGGAAAAUGUGGCCCUUCGCCUAGAUAGGGCAGUUUGUAAUGAGGCUUGGGUGAAUUUUUGGCGCCAAUCUACUUGCUUCGCUUUAGUUCGACAUCAGUCUGUUCACCAUCCUAUUUUGCUCUCCCUUAUUUUCUCCUCUGUUCAACACGCCAGCCCUUUCAAAUUCUUUAAGGUUUGGACAUCCCAUGUGGACUGUCGGAAAUUGGUGACUGAAGUUUGGUCUAAGGAGGUUAGAGGUAGGGGUAUGUUGAAAUUACAGGCUAAGUUACGAAAUAUUAAAAAUUCUUUUAAGGCUUGGAAUCGCAAUGUUUUUGCUGAUGUGGAUAGACAAGUGAGACUAGCGGUGGAUGAAGUGAAUCGUAUUCAACUUUUAAUUGACACUGAAGGAUUUUCUGAUACUCUUUAUUUGCAGGAUUUAGAAGCACAAAUGCUCUUAACAAAUGCCUUAAAUGUACAGGAACAAUUUUGGAAAGAGAAGGCGCGCAACCAGCAUUUUAUCAAUGGUGACCGUAACACUGCUUACUUUCACAGAGUAUCUAAAAUCCGGGCAGCCACCAACUCUAUUUCUUUGUUGCAAGAUGGUGAUAAUAUUCUCUAUGAGCCUGCGGAUAUCGAGGUGCAUAUUCUAUCUUACUUUCAGGGUAUUUUCAGCAUGGAUAAUAACUGUGGUCAAAAUACUUUAGUGGAUGAGACCAUUCCGGCGCUAGUUACGGAAGAGGACAAUCAAAUGCUUAUGCGUUUUCCUUUGUCGAGUGAAAUCAAGGCAGCGGUUUUUGCUGUGCUUAAUAACUUCGGUUUCUCUGCUACUUUCAUCAACUGGAUUCUUGCUAUUCUACAAUCUGCUCGUUUAUCUAUUUUAAUUAAUGGUAACGCGGUUGGAUUUUUCUCUGUCUCCCGUGGGGUUCGGCAGGGGGAUCCUCUUUCCCCUCUUUAUUUUGUCUUGCAGAGGAGGUUGAAGAGUAAUAUUAGAGAGCUUCUCCGUAUUUUUCAGAGAUACUCAGAGGUGUCUAGUCAGGUUAUAAACAACACAAAAAGCAGGUUCUAUACAGGAGCUUUGUCGGGCACUCGGACACACAUGAUUGCUUCUUUGCUGGGUUUCUCGGUGGGAACUGUACCUUUUCAGUAUCUUGGUUGCAAUAUUUUCCAAGGGAAACCAAAAGCAAUUCACUUCCGUGGGAUUAUAGAUAAAAUUAAAAAUAAAUUGGCAACUUGGAAAGGUCGAAUUUUGUCAAUUAUGGGAUGGGUGCAGCUAGUUAAAUCAAUAUUUCAUGGAAUGCUUGGGUACUCUUUUCAUGUGUAUCUCUGGCCUAGAAGGUUAUUGCAGCUUCUGGACUCGUGGUUAAAAAAUUUCAUUUGGAGUGGUGAUGUUCAUACCAGGAAAGUAUGCACGGUGGCUUGGAAAGUUUUGUGUCGACCUUCGAAUGAAGGUGGGCUGGAUAUCAAGCCUACGCGUUUGAUUAAUGAAGUGCGAAUUCUUAAACUGUCUUGGGAUUUACUUGCUAUGGAUUCUCAAUGGUCUAACCUCUUAAAACGGCGGUAUUUCUCCAAUGGUACGCCCAGCUCGCGUUACUUUAAAUCCUCAGUUUGGUCAGGUAUUAAGGAGUUUAUAGGAACGGUCUUAGUGAACUCUUUAUGGAUAGUGGGCAGCGGUGAUAGCAUCAAUUUUUGGACUGAUAAUUGGUUAGGUGCUCCGUUGGUGGACUUGUUGAAUUUAGAUAAGGAAUUUCACGGUCAUCUCACAGGUAAACUUUCUGAAGCUAUUAUUAAUGGUGCCUUGUUAUUGCCUACGACUAUAGCAGCUUCUAGUGACAUUUAG
Molecule: messenger RNA, 2382 nt
Organism: Medicago truncatula (barrel medic)
Lineage: Eukaryota; Viridiplantae; Streptophyta; Magnoliopsida; Fabales; Fabaceae
Exons: 2
Coding region: 1-2382 (793 amino acids)
Molecular function (GO): catalytic activity
Source: RefSeq, a predicted model, not a curated record